CCGAUUCGCUACUCGAAUACCCCCUUGGUCUGAUUCACAUGGUUUGCAGCGGUGCAGGUACGUUAGAACAAGUUUUUUAGUACAUGUCCGAACCUGAUGCUUUGUAUAUGCUUCUGUAUUCGGCAAUUCCAGAUCCGAUUCUAGUUUUGAAGUAGUUUUUGUGAUUGCAGCGCAUCCCUACCUAUUCUGGGGCCCACUAAGGUCCAAAAGAUGGUGGCUCCAGAUACUGGCGGUAUUUAUGUGGAUGGCACGUUCGGACGCGGUGGCCAUUCUAAGGCGAUGUUGGCUGCAAUGUCACCCACAGGAAAGCUGCAUGCCUUCGACAUGGACCCAGAGGCUAUCAAGGUUGGCAAGGAGUUGAUGGAAAAGGAUUCGCGAUUCACUAUUCACCACGCACCAUUUAGCUCCAUGAGGAAAGUCCUCAAGACUGUCGGUGUGAAAUCAGGCUCCGUUGCGGGAGUGUUCCUCGACGUUGGCAUCUCGUCUCCGCAAUUUGAUGAUACCGGUCGUGGAUUCCGACCUGAGGCCGAUGGGGAUUUGGAUUUGAGAUUUGAUACAUCCAAGGGUGUUCCGGCGUCAGAAUUUUUGAUGCGGGUCCCUCAUUCUGAAUUGGCCCAGAUCAUCGACGAGUACGGUGAGGAAACAGUUGCAGGUCACGCGUCCAGACGCAUAGCUGAUGCGAUCUGCUUGGCUCGGUCGCGCGGCGAGCUGCCAACGCGCACGAAGCCUUUUGCAGAACUUGUUGCUCGUGCCAAGGGCAAGGAGACCUCAGGGCAGGUCAUGCAUCCUGCCAAGAUGACCUUUCAGGCGUUGAGAAUUCACUUGAACGAUGAGUUUGGAGAGAUGAGGAAGGGCAUGUGGGCUGCCUACAAACUGGUGGGCGAAGGUGGGCGCAUCGGAUUAAUCACUUGGAAAUUUUCAGAGCGUCGUAUUGUGGAUGAGGUCUUCCGUUCCCUUCAGGCAGUCAGGGAGAACGAGCCCUUGCUCAAAUGGUACGAGCAGCAACCCGAUGCGCCUUCUCUGCCCGAUGGGCCGUCGCUGGAGGACGACGAAGUGGUACGUCCCUCUGAAGGUGAGUUGCAAAGGAACUCUCGGUCCAAGGCUGCUCUGCUGCACGUGAUGUACAAGCGGAACAAGCCGCGGCUAUCGCAUCUGGAGGAGCGAGCAUAUGCGCUGCCAGCCUGGGCCGAAGUUGUCGCGCCAGUCGUGAGCGCCAAAAACAAAGGGAGCAAGUUCACGAAGCAGGCAAAGAGGCAGAGCUCCGACAGCGAUGCGAACUAUUCUGAACAUGAAGCGCCACAGCAUCGGCCGAAGAAGCGCGCAAAGUAA
This is a messenger RNA of Prorocentrum cordatum, 1329 nucleotides long. Lineage: Eukaryota; Dinophyceae; Prorocentrales; Prorocentraceae. The record is from the annotation of a GenBank genome assembly.